UUUUCAGAGCAGUUGAUAAAUCCGAAAAGAUGCGUUAUUUCGUGGGCAUGCUGCUGCUGUUACUGGUUUUGGAGGUGGUUGUGGAGUCAAGAAGAUGGAAAGGAAAGCCGGAUGUGUGCAGAUACAUGUUUGUGAACCCCAGAAUUGCGUUCAAGAAAUGCGGUGCAGCAUGCUGGAAGCGUAAGAAUUGCUGGGGAUACUGCGACGUAAAACACGGGCGCAAGCGAUGCAUAUGUGGGGAUUGUGAGCGAGCAUGCCCUCCGGCACCAACCGAACAACCGGCAACUAGCCCUCCGGCACCAACCGAACAGCCGAUAACUAGCCCCACGGCACAAAUUUCGAGAUUUCAAAUUAAGCUACCGACAACUAUGAUAUUUCCUACGGAUUUACCUUAUGAUGAGACUCAACUCGCAGACUACGACAAGUCUAUUAAAGCUCAGUUUCUGCAAUCAAUGACGCGACAUAAUAUCACUUACGGAGGAUUAGGACACAAUGUCCGCAGUCAAAAUACAAGUGGUAAUUUAACAACAUUUAUACUAUUACCAGAAUUCGACUGCAACUUGGCAACAAAAUUGGUCAAGGAAAUGAAGGAAUCGCUUCCUCAUAUAAUGUCCGCCGUUGUACGGUGUGAAGAUGGCGACAUUAGACACGUUUAA
This is a messenger RNA of Cylicocyclus nassatus, 656 nucleotides long. NCBI's taxonomy places the organism in Eukaryota, Metazoa, Nematoda, Chromadorea, Rhabditida, Strongylidae. The record is from the annotation of a GenBank genome assembly.